Molecule: messenger RNA, 1719 nt
Organism: Rotaria socialis
Lineage: Eukaryota; Metazoa; Rotifera; Eurotatoria; Philodinida; Philodinidae
Source: the annotation of a GenBank genome assembly
AUGUGUUGUUUAUCUGCUAGCAAAUACUCGUACAGUAUAAGGCUUGAUGAAUUUUAUCCUGCCGACAAAUUAUUUGAUCUAUUUGUUAAUGCAGAAAUCUUAACAGAAGAACAUGUUAACGUUGACAGUUUUCUUCGUGUUUAUACUAUAUGUAUUGAUCGUAAUAAAAUAGAUGCAAGUAUUCGUAAAUCAGCACUGGAACAAAUGACGAGAAUGUUUCUUGAAAUUGUUUCAAUUUUAACUCUUGCAUUAUUACGCCUAAUUUUUGAUCGAAGUCCCCACAUAACUUCAUUAGUUGAUAAUGUGUGGCUAGUUCAAGUCAAAUCUCAAAUAUGCCAUGGAAUUGCUCAAUAUGAUCGAUGUUCAACAAAUGGUGACUGUGCCUGUUUGUACAUUGCAGGAACGCUAAACAUCGGCAUUUGUAGUGAUCGAUUCUUAGCAGAUUGUUCUGAGCUAGUUAAAUGCGAUCAGAAUAAUCUUUGCGGUGAAUCUGAGCAUAGAUGUGUUCAUCAUCCUCGAUGUCACAGUCAUCCUGUUUGCUACCUAGUACCGAGUUAUAAUCGGCAACUCUGCCCACUGAUAACAAUGAUGAACAUCACAACUACAACAGUAGCUCCAACUACAACUGCAACCCGUACUCAGCAACUAGUUAACAUUCCUGCUAAUGCUAAAUGGAAACAGAGCGGAGUGACUGUUGCUGGAGGUAACGAGGAUGGGGGUGCCACUAAUCAACUCUACUGGCCUUGUGGCCUCUUUGUUGAUGAUGAUCAAACAGUGGUUAUUGCUGACAGCGGGAAUCAUCGUAUCAUGCAAUGGAAGAAUGAUGAUACAACGAAUGGACAAGUUGUUGCUGGUGGCAAUGCCCAAGGAAAUAGAUUGCAUCAAUUGAAUAAUCCAUCUGAUGUAUUAAUUGACAAAGAGACGGAUAGUCUCAUUAUUUGUGAUUAUGGGAAUCAACGAGUUGUACGAUGGUCUCUUCGUAGUGGCACAACACAAGGGUUAAAUAAAAUAUCAAACGAAACAUUAACUAAACCGGAUGAAUUAGAUAACAAAGAGAUGAAGAAAGAACAAGUCUUUAUAGAUUUACCAUUUAUUGGUAUAGAAACAAAAAUGUUGGGUAAAAAAAUUAUUGAUCUAGCUAAAUAUAUUAGGCCAGACCUUCAUAUACAACCUAUUCCUAGACCUCCACCAGCAAUAACAACGUUCUUUCCACAAAAAGAUAAAAUUAAUAAAAAUGCCCAAUCUAAUAUAGUUUACAGUAUAUCAUGUUCAGAUUGUGACGAGCACGGCGCACCACAACAACCAAAGGCACCCUCUACCCCUCAAAUAGCUACACCAGACUUAAAUAUUCAAUCAUUAAGACGAUCUGAUCGUCUUCGAUCAAAACCGAACGUUAAUUAUUGUCAAGAUGACAAUGAAUGUAUUGCUAAAUCUCAGGAGAAAAAUGAUGAAAAAUUGAUGAAAUCAGCUCUUUAUAAACAUCAAAUGAAUAUGAACCACACAAUCAAUUGGAAUGAUUGGAAGAUCAUCUCAAAAGAUUGCAAAAAAUAUCGUUUACUGGUUCGCGAAUCCUUACAAAUUCUUCACAAAAAAACAAUUUUGAACCGAACUAUGUGUUCUGUUCCUUUAGUUGUAUAUCCUGAAGGUUUACAAAUAUCUAAACCUACUGUCAAAAUUAAACUUGGGACAAUUAUUAAACCACGGACCCCGGGCAAAUAG